Thecamonas trahens ATCC 50062 is the source of this 2313-nucleotide messenger RNA. RefSeq names its product MORN repeat protein. The record is from RefSeq and is a predicted model, not a curated record. NCBI's taxonomy places the organism in Eukaryota, Apusomonadida, Apusomonadidae. The coding region runs from base 1 to 2313 and encodes 770 amino acids. The transcript has a single exon.
AUGCAGUACGUGAGCGGACUCCCUCCGGGGAUGCAAGAGGGAUACUUUGGCGAGACGGCCGAGGGUAUCCGCCACGGACAGGGCACCUAUAUCUACCCGGGUGGCUUCUUUGCCUACUCGGGCCAGUGGCGCGACGGGGUCAAGCACGGGCAAGGCACCUUCUACAUGGGCGAUGGCUCGUCGUACGAGGGUGCCUUUGUCGACGGUGAGAUACAGGGUCACGGUCUCCGCCGCUAUGCUGAUGGUGGCACAUACUCGGGAGUGUUCCGCAUGGGCGAGCGCCACGGCCAGGGUGUCGAGCUCGCUGCCAACGGCGACCGCUACGAAGGAAUGUGGGCCAACAACCAGCGCCACGGCAAGGGCAUCCUCGUUCUCGCGGAUGGCACACGCUACGAGGGCACCUUUGUCCGUCAUGCCCGCCACGGCUCAGGCUCACUUCGCGCAGCAAACGGCGACGCCUACACCGGCGGCUGGUACAAGAACCGCCGCCACGGCGAGGGCGACGCCCGCUACGCAAAUGGCGACUCGUACUCGGGCGAGUGGCACAAAGGCAAGCGCCACGGCUCGGGCAGGCUCUAUCACGCUGCCUCAGGCUUGGUCUACCUUGGCGAGUGGGUCAACGAUGCCAUCGACACCCCGACCGUCCUCCGCCUCGUCCCGCCUCCUCCCGAUCAGCUGCCUCACGACUCGCUCCUCGCACCCGCGCGCUCAUCGGCCGAGCUUGUGCAUGCUGACAGCGGCGUGAAAGCAGGCACAGCCGCCGCUGUUGGACCAGACAAGCCGCUGCUGAGGGCCGAUCCGCGGAGUAGGCAGCCCGCCGGGCCACGGGCGGCCUCGCGCGCCGGCACCCGCGCCAGUGGCGCGCGGCCCAACCCUGCUCGACGGGCUGCAGCCCGCAGCACCCGCACCCGCGCGCCUUCUAACCCGUCGCUGCCGUCUGUAUUUGGCGCUGAUGCCGACGCCAACAAGGGUGGCGACCUCGGCGGGGCACACGGCGAGCCGUCGCUGGCGCAGGCCGUCUUUGCCGACAUGCCUGGCACUGCCGGCGGUGGCGCUGGCGUUGCUGCCCUUGUCAACAUUUCUGAGAACGAACGGUUGGCCGCUGUCGCCGAGGGCAAGCUUCUCCAGCUCGAGGUCGGCGAUGUCCUGCCGCGACUGGAAGUGCUUGCCUGCCUCGUGCGUGAGCGCCCGGCGUCGGUGGCGACCGACGGGUCCGGCGGGACGGGCGAGAGCACAGGCGCUGAUCUCGGUGCCUCGGGCUCGGCAGCAGCGGCGGUGGCGUCUCCGGGUCCUGGCUCCCGGCCACGUCCGGGCUCGGCCGCUGCUGGCCGGAACCGGAGUAGCCGGCCGGGAACCCGGCGGCCAAACCCGCGGCGCACCGGACCUGCUACCGGCGGCAGCGCCAAGGCGAGUGCAGCAGCCGCUGAGGCUGCCGCCAAGGCCGAGAUUGAGGUCGCUCAGCCACCUCCACCGGCCAUCGAGUACCUGCCUGUCCGUGUCGAGUCUGGCCGCUUCCUUCGUCUCGAGAUUGUGCGGCGGACGCUCCUUUCCGAGCAGCCGAUACCGCCGCCGCUGGCCUCCCAGGUCGAGCGAGCCGAGGCGGCCGCUGCCGCUGCCGCUGCCGCCGUCACACCGUCCUCGAGCCGCCGCAGACACUCGAAGCGCGAACGGGGCGGCGACAAGGCCGACAAGACCGACCGGUCCGCGCCCGACAAGACCGAGCGUAGUGCUGACAAGAGCGAUGCCGGUGCCGAUGUCGACGGCGACCACCCGCGGCUCCCUGGAGGCGUCGCCGACCAGAUUGUUCAGCGUCCAAUCCCGCUACUGAGAGCAAGCCUCUCCCGGUCCGAGUAUCUCGCUGCCGAGCGCGCCAAGCAGGACGAUGCCUCCGCGGCCUUGGCCGCAGCCGAGGGCUCGGCCACGGCCGCAACUGUGGCGCCGUGCAGCAGCGCUUCUGCAGCAGGCGAUGAGAGUACUGCAGUGGCCGAGAACGAUGCUGUCAAGGCGGCCGCAGCAUCCGAUGCGCACAACGGCCUGCCGCGCUCGGCUAUUGCCGGCCUCCCGAUGGUCUCGGUGCCGGGCAAGACCGAGGAGGGCUCCGCAGUCUUUGACAGCAUCCAGCUGCCGGCUGAUCUGGCGCCUGGCGCCAACUAUCGCCUGAUGGUUUACGACGAGACCAAGGGAACCGAGCGCCUGGCCGAGAUCGAUAUCGAGGUCCACAUCUACCCUCGCGGGCGGCUGCGGCAUGCGCCGGGCGCCGCAAAGCCGGCGCCCAGCCGCGACCAGAAGCGGUCGCGGCGGCGGCGGCGGUGA